AGGCCCCGGCUCGGCGACCAUGGCUCUGUCCACCUGUCGCGUCCUCUGUUUUCGGCUGGGGCCCGGUCAGGAGCUAGUUGCCGAGCUCACCGCUAGGUGUCAGCAGGCGGGCCUGAGGGCGGCCUUCGUCGUCACCUGUGUGGGCAGUGUGAGCGGCUGUCGACUGCGACUAGCAUCGACUCCGGACGGGCGAACAGACACGUAUAUGGACAGCAGCGAGUUUCUGGAGAUCUGCGGACUGGUGGGGACCGUAUCGCCGGACGGCGCGCACCUUCACGUGACCCUAGGUCGCGCCGACGGCUCGACGCUGUCCGGUCACGUGAUGUCACUGACGGUUCAGACGACGGCCGAGCUGGUGGUGGGCGAGGCAGAGGACUUGGAGUUCUGCCGGGAGGAGGACACCGGUACCGGAUACCGCGAGCUGGUGGUCAGAGAGAGAGAGAGAGGACUGACGCGGGGCUCAGAGAUUAGCCCCGAUAAAUGA
This is a messenger RNA of Amphibalanus amphitrite, 484 nucleotides long. RefSeq names its product bifunctional protein GlmU-like. The transcript is spliced from 2 exons. Lineage: Eukaryota; Metazoa; Arthropoda; Thecostraca; Balanomorpha; Balanidae. The record is from RefSeq and is a predicted model, not a curated record. The coding region runs from base 20 to 484 and encodes 154 amino acids.